UUCAACUGAUAAAAUGUUUCGCCACCGUGAUCCGAAUCAAUCCACACAACAAGUGCGUUCAAACGGCUUCUCCAUGCAGUGCUGACUUCUGAAGUUUAUUGCAGGAACAACGUCGUUUCAUAUUCUGGAUAUCACUCGCGUACUUCGAAGGACUUUUCCCUCCACGAAGUUUUCUGAGGACGUAUUACAUUGACAUCUCCAGCCUAACAGAUAACGGGUAGCACCUGACCUGAAAGAGAUUGCUGUAACUCUAAAUCCACCGUUAAUUCCACCGUUAAGUGGCCAACUUGCCGUUUCUUAGGCAUUCGGGACAUGGCCGCCUUAGCAGGGGGCAUUCCCAGGAUGGUGCGCCCCACGCCACCCCAAAACUAUCCAAGAGGGGGCUAUUCGCUCGAAGUUUCCACACCAUUAGGCCAGGGCCGAGUAAACCAGCUCGGUGGUGUGUUCAUUAACGGACGCCCGUUGCCCAACCACAUUCGCCAUAAGAUUGUAGAAAUGGCGCAUCACGGGAUCCGACCGUGCGUCAUCUCGCGCCAGCUGCGCGUCUCACACGGCUGCGUGUCUAAAAUCCUGUGCAGGUACCAAGAGACGGGAUCCAUCCGGCCUGGAGCUAUCGGAGGUAGCAAGCCGAAGCAGAACACGAGUCCCGACGUGGAUAAGAAAAUCGAAGAAUACAAGAGAGAGAACCCAGGAAUGUUCAGUUGGGAGAUACGAGACAAGCUGCUGAAAGACGGCAUCUGUGAUAGAAACAACGUGCCCUCAGUCAGCUCGAUCAGUCGCAUACUGCGCUGUAAGUUUGGCGGAAAUGGGGAGGAUGAGGAAGAUGAUGACGAAGUUGAGAAGAGGGAGCUUGAAGAAAAUGAAAGACGUGCGAAACACAGCAUCGAUGGCAUUCUCGGAGACAGAUCGAGUCAUUCAGAUGAGGGUUCAGAUGUAGACUCAGAGCCAGGUCUGCCCCUGAAAAGAAAACAGCGUCGCAGUCGCACGACAUUCACUGCCGAGCAGCUUGAAGAGCUGGAGAGAGCUUUUGAGCGCACACAUUAUCCCGACAUCUACACACGCGAGGAGCUUGCCCAAAGAGCCAAACUUACUGAGGCGAGAGUACAGGUGUGGUUUAGCAACAGGCGGGCACGCUGGAGGAAGCAGGCAGGAGCCAAUCAGCUGAUGGCAUUUAAUCACCUGAUUCCAGGAGGAUUCCCGCCAUCGGCAAUGUCGAGCCUACAGCCUUACCAGCUUCCAGAAAGUCCUUACUCAGCUUCCUCCAUCCCACAAGCAAUGUCAGAACAGGCCAGCACAGUGCACAGGCCCCAGCCUCUUCCACCAACUUCAGUACACCAGAGCAGUCUGGCCACUGCUCCGGGAGGCCAGGAUGCUACUUCAGCAUACUGCCUGUCUUCAGGCCGUCACGGCUUCUCAGGCUACUCAGAUGGCUUUGUGCCUGCACCAAGCCAUUCUAACCCAGUCAACCCCGCUAUCAGUAACGGCCUCUCAACACAGGUGAUGGGACUAUUGAACCCAGGAGCUGUGCCUCACCAGCCGCAGGGAGACUUCUCUCUCUCUCCUCUCACUGGUCCUUUGGAGCCCAGUGCUGGAAUGGCUGCCAGCUGCCACUCAUCACAGAGACUGGAGUCUCUGUCCGGACUGGCCAGCAUGCCUUCUCUGCCCAGCUCACAGUCUUACUGCCCACCCAGCUACAGCUCGCCAGCCUACAGCGUUGACCACAUGGCUCCAUACCAAUACAGCCAGUAUGGGCAAAGUAAGGUGCCUUUCAUUAUCUGAAGCCAAACAUCAGCUGAGCAGGAAGAGGUGAACAGGAGAAAAGAGGAAAAGCUCUGGAAACUGAGAGAAACCACCUGCUCUUUAGCUCUUCUGCUGAUCUCUGACCUCCACUUCCAGAUCCAUGCCUACCCACAAUCCCCCCGGCAUUAGGGCAGUUCCAAUUCAGCCAUUCCACUCAUCCAUGCUGGGUUGAUUGCCAAUCUGGAUGAUUCAGGUUUAGUGUGGAUAAUGAGGACCAAAGGCCUGCUGUGGUUAGCACUCCAUUCCGUGUCUUCAAAUGUCUCCCAACACAAACCCUACACACCCAUUCCCAAAGAACGCCACAGAAGCAGUGAGGGAGACUGGAGGUGGACAAGAACUUAAAAAAAAAUAAAUAAAUGCAAAAACAAAAAAACAAAAAACAAACAAUUAAAGACUGAUAAAGACUGGAUAUUUAACCUGAAAUAACCAGCAGGGAAGUAUGUAGGGUCAGGUAGUAAUGAAAUGCCUUCAUCUUUUAGGCAAAAGUUGUAACUUCACAUUAUGCCAUCAUCAUGAGAGCUUGUUGUUUGACUUGUGCUGUGUUUGGGGAAAUAAGAAAUAAGGGCUCCUUUUUUGUGUGGGGUGUGUGUAUCAUCAACUUCUCCUACAUUAUUCACAAAUGUUUGUGUGUGUGUGUGUGCGCGUGUGUGUGUGUGUGUGUGAGAGAGAGAGAGAGAGAGAGAGAGAGAGAGAGAGAGAGAGAGAGAGAGAGAGAGAGAGAGAGAGAGAGAGAGAGAACAAAUUAACUGGUUCCAAUGCCCUCAAGUGUCUGAUGGAAUUUCACAUGUCAGACAUAUCAAUGAAAGAAGGAUGAGUCACACACGCCUGUACAAUUACAUUAUAGUUAAAAGUAGACACUCAUACCUAAAAGCAACUAAAUUUCCAUUGUGUGAAGACAUAUUAAAUAUUUGCCAUAGGAGAAAAGAGGGGAGAGAAGGAUAUAGUGUAUGAGAGAAAGUAAAGACUAAAGUAGCACAAACUGAAAUCCAAAGAAAGUGCAAUAUACACAAUUUAUACCUCAUACACCAAUCUCUUGAUUUAGUCAUUUACAUGUAGCUUGUGAGGGAGCAAUAGGGAGACCUAUAGGGAGACCUUUCCUAACAAACAUUAUGAAACACUACAAAAAUAGCACUCAGAGACAGUAGUUGUGGACCCUGAACUGGAAAAAGGUAUUUCCAUUCAGCAGGACUCAGGUCUGCUAAAUCUUAGUCUCUUAACACUUUUCAGACUCCAUAAUCUGCCGCCUGAGUUCUGUAAGGUCUUUUAAAUUAUCAGCAUAUUCCUGCCAAUUGAGGCAAAAUUGAGGCAAAAUAAAAUGUGGUGUACAAGAGACUUAAUUUAAAAUGGGGACAUUCUGCAUAAUCUCAACUGACAAGCAAAAGGCAGAAAAAGGUGUGUAUUGCUGCUUUAACAAAUAAUAAACCAUCUUAUAUUUUAUAUGAUCUAAUUGGCAUAAAGGAAACAUGAUCAGACAAUUAAUUUUCUGUCUUACAUCACACAAAGAAAUAUAAAUUUUCCCAUUUCUUAGAUGACCCAUUUUGAUUGUCAAAUUGAGAAAUAAGUACUGUGUGCCUAUAACACAAUGCCACCUGUUUUUAAGUCUUAAAUUCCAUGCCUAAGGUUAUUUUUUACAUCUGCUUUUUAUACUUAUAUGAUUUUUUUCUUUAUGACUGCAUUCAGUUGUUGUUGCAAAAUGUCUUGUGUCAAAUGCAGCACUA
This is a messenger RNA of Tachysurus fulvidraco (yellow catfish), 3518 nucleotides long. It is a transcript of the gene pax3a, whose product is annotated as paired box 3a. The record is from RefSeq and is a predicted model, not a curated record. The transcript is spliced from 9 exons. Gene Ontology annotation, biological process: regulation of transcription by RNA polymerase II; anatomical structure development. Gene Ontology annotation, molecular function: RNA polymerase II cis-regulatory region sequence-specific DNA binding; DNA-binding transcription factor activity, RNA polymerase II-specific. Bases 313 to 1779 code for a protein of 488 amino acids. NCBI's taxonomy places the organism in Eukaryota, Metazoa, Chordata, Actinopteri, Siluriformes, Bagridae.